AUUCCUUCCCACACAAACUUUUCCUAAGCAUAUCUUCACCUUCAUAUCCUCCAAGUCUCUCUUUAAAAAUAUUCUACCUUCCGUUCUUGCACCAACAAAACAUGAAAUCCCAAAACCUAUUCCUUCUGCUAACCAUACUCAUUAUGGCUUUGAGCACCAUUGCUCUGUCUGCAACACCAAAUGCUGGUGAAACAUUUGUCGACAACGACGAGGAUGAUAAUGCUACAAAUGAUGAGGAUUUAUCCGAGACCGAAGACCAACGACAGACAACAUUGACUCCUCUUAGGGGGAUUAGCCGCUUGCUUGCGUCACGAAAUCAGAUGACAUGCAACAAAUACCCGAAGGUGUGUCGCGCCAAGGACAGCCCCGGUCCAGAUUGCUGCAAGAAGAAAUGUGUUGACACAUCGAGUGAUAGAGUAAACUGCGGCAGAUGUGGGAAGAAAUGCAAGUACGCGGAGAUAUGCUGCAGAGGAAAGUGCGUGAAGCCAAUGACUGAUGAGAAACACUGUGGAAGUUGCAAUAACAGGUGCAGCAAAGGGAACAAGUGCUUGUAUGGGAUGUGCAACUAUGCAUAGAUAUUAAAAAACCGCCACCAAAUCUAAGAGGAAAUGAAUAGUAGGACAUAUAAAUUAAUAAGCUGUUGGUUUGAAAAAUAAAAGGUGAGCCAUCAAUUGAUGUUUCUGAUAGGCUCUGCAUACACAUACAUUUAAAUUUCAUUAAUUCAUUAUGUUGGUUUGUGUAAGUACAAUUAAUAUGUUAAUUUAAUUGGGAUUUGCAACGAUGUAACAUAGGGUUGUAAGAAUUAAAGUUUCAUUUAUUCAUUAUUAAUAUAUAUUCCCAUCAUAAAAUUCAAUAUAUGUUACUUUUUAUGGUUUCA
Molecule: messenger RNA, 877 nt
Organism: Ziziphus jujuba (common jujube)
Lineage: Eukaryota; Viridiplantae; Streptophyta; Magnoliopsida; Rosales; Rhamnaceae
Product: stigma-specific STIG1-like protein 3
Exons: 1
Coding region: 102-575 (157 amino acids)
Source: RefSeq, a predicted model, not a curated record